AUGUCUGGAAAUGACGAAGUCGACUUCAAGGCCGCCCCCCACGAGGAGGUUGCCGACAACAUCUUUGGCGGCGAGGGAGGUGAGGGCUUCCGCAACAUGGGACGCUGGGAUACACUCUUUGCUUUGGUCACAAACCAGCUAGGUCUCGGAGUCCUCUCCCUGCCGUCGUGUCUCAAGAUUCUCGGCAUUGUUCCCGGACUCGUCGCCAUCGUCUCGAUUGGUGUCCUUACUUGGUACUCGGGCAUCCUUCUCCACAAGUUCUACUGCAAACAUCCCCAUGUCGUCAACAUGGUUGAUAUGGUUGCCGUUAUGGGAGGGCGCCGUUGGGAAAUCGUGGCAGCCGUUGGAAUCUUGAUCCAGCUCCUCAUGACCUGCGCUUCAUCUGCCAUAACCCUUUCUGUCAUCCUCAACACCAUCAGCGAACAUGCCAUGUGUACCGUUGGGUUCAUCGGCGUCGGUGCUUUGAUCAUCUGGCUCUUCUGUCUCCCUCGCACCGUCAAAUUCGUCUCUCAGAGCGGUGUCCCCUGCUUCCUCAGCAUCAUCAUCGCGUCUCUCAUCGUCAUCAUCAGCCUAGGCGUCAAGAAACCCACCAAAGCCCCUGAAGAUUGGAAAGCCGAUAUUGUCAUUGCAGCUUCGCCGGAUUUCAAGCAAGUCUUCAACGCCUGCCUCCGUGUCUUUUUCGCCUACGCAGGCAAUGUUGCCUAUUGCUCCUAUAUGGCCGAGAUGAGAGACCCAGCCCGUGAUUUCUCUUUUGGCCUUUCAUGGCUGUUCGUCGUGUCGAUUGCUGUUUAUUCUACUGUUGCGAUCGCCAUAUAUUGUCUAGCGGGCGAGUUCACCACGUCGCCAGCACUUGGCUCAGCUCCCAUAAUCUACGCCAAAGGAGCAUACGGUGUCAUCAUCCCAGCAGUCCUUACUACAGGCCUCGCCAAUGGUCAUAUCGGUAUCAAGUACAUCUACAUUUCUGUUAUGCGCAAGUUGAAGGCCACGAACGAGAUUACUUCCUCCACGCUUAGAUCUUGGGCCCUUUGCUUCAUUCUUUCCAACGCCAUCCCCAUUUUCGAUUCUAUCCUCGCCAUCAGUUCCUGUACAACAUAUGCUUGGACUGCCUGGGGUAUCAGCGCCUGCUUCUGGUUCCACAUGAAUAAGGGUUCAUACUUUGUGGACUGGAAGCAGAUGGCCUUCUUCGCCCUGAACGUCGGUCUCAUCGGUCUUACCCUCUUCAUGAACAGCGUCGGGCUAUGGUCGGCCAUUUCAGAACUCCUGGAUAGUUUCAAGAGUGUUUCUAAGUCAAUCCCAGCUGAGAGCCGUCCUGCUGCUGGUACUUGA
Molecule: messenger RNA, 1326 nt
Organism: Fusarium vanettenii 77-13-4
Lineage: Eukaryota; Fungi; Ascomycota; Sordariomycetes; Hypocreales; Nectriaceae
Exons: 3
Coding region: 1-1326 (441 amino acids)
Biological process (GO): amino acid transmembrane transport
Cellular component (GO): vacuolar membrane
Molecular function (GO): amino acid transmembrane transporter activity
Source: RefSeq, a predicted model, not a curated record